AUGGAAGGAAAUGUUUCGACGCCGAAAGAAUGGCUGUUUGCACAGCUUCAAAUGAAUGAUUCUGAAAUCAGAGAGAUCUUAGGCCACGAGGAUUAUAGUAUUUGUACUGCUACUGCACUUAUCGAAGUGAUCAAUGAUUGCCUUAAUAUAAGUUCUCUUACUUUGGUAUUUGAUGAAGCGCAAUUCUUAUGCAGACCUGAAUAUGGAGAAUACAUUGGGGGUUCAGUUGCAGUUAAAAAAUGGAAUCUUUUGCAGGCUUACAUUGAAUAUCUUACCCAUUUCCCCGUUACUUGCCUUCUCGUCAGUGCUUAUAUGAAUAUAGCAAGUGAGAUUUCUCCUAGCCCCAGUAUCGGAAAAUUUCAUGGUUUGGGUGCUCAUAUUGUGCUCAAGCUUCCCUUCCUUUCUCAAGAUGAUGUCCUGCGGAACCUUGAUGCUGUAAUUGAUCUGACAGAUGUUUCACCUAAAACUCGUGACUACUUGGGAUGUAUCCUCAGGGGGCGACCUCGAAAUUGUGCAUCGUUUGUUCGGAUGUUGGUAUCAGAGCGAGAAUCAAAAAAUAGAACGAAAGAUCAAGAAAUACUUGAACUUCUUGAUUCAUGGUCUAAAAAGUUGAGCUUUGAUGUGGCAACAUACUUGGAAAAUGUGUGUAAAUGGUUGAAAGCAAAUAACUUUAAUCCGGAAACAGCAAUUAUGGACGUUCUUAGGCUUCAUGUUUUCUACAAUUAUAAAUUCAAGCAAGCCAUAGAACUACUCCAACAUAGCAUCAUUCCUUAUCAGUCACCAAAAUACAUUAUUCUUGACCGCAAUGUCACUUUACCUGAUGAGAUAGAAAUAAACCCAUUACUCGAAUCUUAUCUAGUCUCUGGCAUUGAGGUUUUUCUUUUAAAACGUGGGAAAACUCUGGUAGACGUCUUUGUUGAUAACAUUAUCCGUCUAAAUAAUAUCUCAUCGAUUGGAAAUGAAUUUAAUGCUGUCCUUACUACGGAAAUUAUCCAGAAACGUGGACGCAAUGUACGCGAAGAACUUAACAAAUGGAAAAAUGGACAACAAUUUAACCUUCCUUCAUGGAUAACUCCUACGAUGAAGUUUACGACAAUAUCAAACCUAUCAGGAGGGGUUCCUAUAGCAAAAUAUGUUGAUAAUAUGGAUUAUUACUGUCAUUAUGCAAUUCAACCAGACAGAUACUCAGGACCAGAUGUGGUUAUUUCUCUUAAUGACGACGAGCAAAAUAUGAUACUUUUAUCAGCGAGUUGUAUAAUUUCUGAAAAACCUAUUGAGCGAAGUAAGAUCAAGGAGCAGUUAUUCAGGUCAUGCAUGAAGUUUCAAUAUAUGGAAAUCCGGAAAAAGAAUAAGAGAAAAAGUCCUCAAGUAGAGGAUCUCGAGGAAUUUUCUUGGAAGGAACCAGAACGUCUUCAAAUAGGUCUUGAUAAAAUUUUACCAUUCCACGAAGAGAGCAUCUCAGUAGAAAAGGAGGAAGAGUAUAAUAAUAAAGACUUGAAUUUAGAUGAUUUGAACUAUGACCUGAAUUAUAUAGAAAACACAAAGAAUUAUGGGGUAUCCAAGGUCUCCGAGCAUGCAAAGAAUCAUGAACAAAUCAAGAUUGCCACCGAGAAUCGAAAGCAUAUUUAUGUUUCUGUAGAGCUUCCACAUAGAGCUAGCAAAAGACCAGAAUUAUUUCGGUUCAAUGAAUAUGGUGACCUCGUGAUUAUUGUGGACGAUCGCAAUAUGGAAUAUGUUUUUGGACCAGUCAUUAAAGAGCCAGCGGAAAAUCUUACUCAUUAG
Messenger RNA from Acaulospora colombiana, 1782 nucleotides. The record is from the annotation of a GenBank genome assembly. NCBI's taxonomy places the organism in Eukaryota, Fungi, Glomeromycota, Glomeromycetes, Diversisporales, Acaulosporaceae.